CCCUCCCCCCUAAUCGCCACCAUCGCCAAUACUCGACGGCAAUAACAACAAACUAGUAUUAAUCCCAAUAGCGUAAUAUGACAAUGGCUUCCCCACCCAAACGUCCAAAACUCUCCGACUCACCCUCCUUACCUUUCCACCGCUCUGCCAGCCCAUCAAAACUCCCUGUACGAAAUGACUCUAGCGCGUUAUACCGAUCGCCCACUAGACCCUCCCUGACGAAACGCAACCUCCAGCACGCCCGCCGCUCACCCUAUGCGGAACCCGUGAAGAAGCGGUUUGUCAGCGCCUCGCAGGACGAGACUAACAGGGCGGGGAGGCUAAAUUUCGGCAGCGGUAGCGGAGGGGCAGGGGGAAUGUUCACUGGAAGGGCUAGGAGUGAAAGUGUUGGCACGGGUAUUAGACGUGCGGGUGGUUCGAGAUUGUCGUCUAGCCCUGCUAGGCGCAGGGGUGGCUUUUCGAACGCUCUUGCGCCUAGUGUUCCCCCUAGUGAGGAUUCCCCGGAAAAGAGUGAGUUGGGGAUUCUACAGGAGGAAGGAGGCGUGGAGGAUGUAAAAUCGCCAGAACCGGCGUCUGUUAUGAAGAAGAGUGGAGCGCGCGAGGGGCCACCGCAACCCCGGCAGCAGCAGCAGGGGGGUAAGAGGAAAUGGCCAGAAACGGAAAUGGAGGCAAAGCAACGAGUCGAGAAGGAAAGGUUGGAGAGGAUCAUGGCGGCGAGGGUGCAGGUUUUGCAGGCGGAGAUUAUGGAGCUUCAGGAGGAGGUUAAGAUUGAGAAGGCGAGGGUUGGGAGGGAGACGCAGGCUGCAAAGGAUCUAGAUCAGGAUACUGACGCUCUGGUGAAACGAUUACUAGCUGUGAAUGAUGCUUCUCAAGUGGUAUCGAUACCGAAGCCAAGGCAGAAAGAGCCAGUCCCUUCGGCGAGGCCAGUGGAGCCAGACGAUCCUCUUUCCCAACUAAAAGCCUUCACAAGCAUCACUUUCACGACGCACAAUUCCAAAAUCAUCCCAUCCACACCCGUAAACCAAAUAAUCACAGCAUCUGGCUAUACCUCCAACCGUCUAUUAUACUUCACUGUAUCCCUCAGCAUCCAAUCCGCCACCGUUCAAGAAAUCACCCACCGUAUUUCACCUUGGUCUGUUCGCGAACUAACCCCCGUGUUGACGACUGCCGUUACAGAAGGCGACAUACCCACCGUCUUCCAUGCGAUAUCUACAUACACACUCAUAGCUAAAACCCGGGCGAGUGUAUUCGCGAAGCUCAGCGCCACAUUCCCGCACCUCCUCCCAAUCCUCGCUAAAGGCAAGAAGGAGAAAGGCAAGGUCUCAAGAAGGGAGAUCAUCCCAUACCUAGGCGAAUCACUCCUGUGCUUCCACCCCCGUGCAAAGACCGACAAAGCUAGUCGGUGCGGCGGAUCGGGCGUGGGGGGGAGUGGGGUAGAGUUGGUCCUAGAAUGGCGCAUAGAGUUCGACGUCACUGGUGAACCUGAGAGUGUGAUUUCGGCGGAUGUUAGGUUGCCAAGUUAUCUGAAAGAGGCGGAUGAACUGAAUAGCUUCUCGAGACUUGGCGGAGUAUUUGAUUUGCUAGUUAAAGAAAAGGGAGUGUACGAUGCUGCUACUUGUGUUGUUGGACUUUUGUUUCAGUAG
This is a messenger RNA of Tuber melanosporum (Perigord truffle), 1643 nucleotides long. RefSeq lists its product as uncharacterized. Lineage: Eukaryota; Fungi; Ascomycota; Pezizomycetes; Pezizales; Tuberaceae. The transcript has 3 exons. Bases 84 to 1643 code for a protein of 519 amino acids. The record is from RefSeq and is a predicted model, not a curated record.